Gongylonema pulchrum is the source of this 561-nucleotide messenger RNA. NCBI's taxonomy places the organism in Eukaryota, Metazoa, Nematoda, Chromadorea, Rhabditida, Gongylonematidae. The record is from the annotation of a GenBank genome assembly.
AUGCAACAGGUGUUGAGCUUCAUAAAGAAUCGAAAUGAAAUUCUGGACUGGAAAAUGCGCUUGGAUGAAAGUGAUAAUUUAGCUGCGAGAAUAGCACGCGGUGUCACCGACAAAGUUUCCUCACUGCUCGAAUUUUUUGCGCAACCCUGUACAUUUCAGGCUUACAGUGUUUUGUCAGCGAUUGUCAGUGAGUACCAAAAGGUCAAUUUCAGUACGGCCGAUUGUCGCGUCAUUGAUGUUGAUAAAGUUGAGAUGGUUACGGGUAAAAUGAUGGAACAGGGUCCGGUGAUGAUAAUCACAUUUCAAGUGUACAUGGUGAAUGUUAUCAGAAAUAUGGAAGGAAAAGUUGUGGAGGGUGAUCCGAACAGUCCAGUACGUGUGCACCACGUUUGGGUGAUGUGUCGCGAUAUGGAGGAAUACAAUCCAGCAGUGGCAUGGAAAGUACUGGAAGUGCACAUGCAGAAGGAAAGUUUAUUUGUGACUAAAGGUAGUUUAGAACGAGGAACAACGUUUGGUAUUAUUCUUGAGACUUUGAAUUCGUCAAUGUUCGAAAUCGAAUGA